UUAGGCUCUGGAAUGAACAGAAUCUUACACUAUCACAAACGAGUGCUGAGGGGCCAAACUCCCUUGCUUGGCUAAUUGUUUGGACCGGUGGAAAAGAUUGCAGCUAGGAUUCCCGCAAGGGAAAAUUGUGCACCCAUUUGACCAUUGCUGAGAACCCACCCCAGGAACCCCUUAUUGAGAUUCCACCAUGGAGGAUGUUCAGGUGGAGGAAGAUGUUCCAAAGGAGGGGGCAGAGGUGGAGAACACAGAGCCAUUACCUGCAGAGAGCUAUGCAGCAGAGUCUAUGGCUGCAGACAUGGACCCCUGGAUCAUAUUUGACUCUCGCAAAACGCCUGCAGCUGAGUUUGACGGCUGGCUGGAGACCAACAGGCCAUCCCAGGUGGGGCGCUUUGGGGACGAGGAGGGUGGUAAGGGACCUGUGGGGUGGAUCGCUGUGUUGGGCCCGGACCACUGCCCUGCCACAGGGGACAUCACUGGACUCCAGGCGAGCUGGGAGAGGCUGCUGACCAGCGGGAGAACCAUCACCUUCCAGACUGUGAAAGAACUGGCACUGAACCACAGGGUGCUCACCGGCAAGUGGCUGAUGCACCUGGACUCAGGCUUCAAGGUGGACCAUGCCUGGGAGUGUGUGGCCAGAGCAGCCGUGGAAGGGAAGAUCCUCCAGACCAAGGUGAGCCCGCGCGACCCCACGUCUGACCGUAAGCAUGUCAUCUGUUCCUAUAACAAGGACUUCACAGAUGAGAACGAGGUGAUGAGGCUGGAUGCAGUCAUCCGGGCCACGGGCGUCAAGUGCUUGCUGUCCUUCAAGCCGGAUGUUUACACUUACCUGGGUAUUUACCGCAACAACCGCUGGAAUCUCUGCCCCACAAUCUACGAGAGCAAGUACGACCUGGAGUGUGUGCCCCGACGUUCCCACAUCGUCAACAAAGUCACCAAUCUGGAGGUCACCUAGGAAAGGAGUGUGGGAGGAUAGUUUGCUAUUGCUAAACAAGCACUUAGUGUUGGACACGCCAUGAAUUAGGCUAUAUUGUACAGCACUGUACUUCUGACUUGGGUUCAGUUAAUUCCCCGAAGUAUGGGGUUUAAUAUUUCUGAGAUCUUCCUAUACGUCUCGAAGCAGACUUGUUCAUCAUGCUGAAAUUAAUUUCAGAUAAUUUCUUGCCAUAGUUCAUUGCAAGGUGCUUCAAGAUUCAGAUUAUAUUGUCUACAUACAAGCAAAAAUGUUGUAAAUCAAGUCUUUAAUUUACUUAUUCGGUAGUGCAGCUGCCAUCCACAACUCUGAAACCAGAGCUUGUCACUGGUCAUGCAGUGACUGAAUACAUGCAUGUUUUGUUGUGAUUCUGUACCUUUUAACAUUUACAAAGAUGUCAAGGUUUCUGUAAUAAAAAUGUCUUACCAUUUUCAUUGUUUGGCUUCAAUAUGUUUUGUGCUCAAUGUCAUCAAUUACAACAAUUGCCAAAUAAAUGUAUUUUAAACAUU
This is a messenger RNA of Salvelinus sp. IW2-2015, 1479 nucleotides long. It is a transcript of the gene lg3h11orf68, whose product is annotated as linkage group 3 C11orf68 homolog. NCBI's taxonomy places the organism in Eukaryota, Metazoa, Chordata, Actinopteri, Salmoniformes, Salmonidae. The record is from RefSeq and is a predicted model, not a curated record.